UGAGCAUCUUACACUAAUAUCAAGUCCGCACAUAUCGUAAGCUCGUUAAUAUAGCAUCGAAGAAUCUCCAUUUCAUGGGGCCAAUCUUCACUCAACUCCCGACCGAAUAGACACUCGCUUCCUUCUGUGUUGUGGCGUCAUACUCUGGCCUUUCUGCAACCAUGUCGGACACUCCAAACUCCACCGAUGACAACCGUGCGGCUCGAGUCGUUGCUGGGCAUCUGCCUUCGGGGUAUACUGCUGAUUAUGACGGUGUACAUGCUGACGAUGAUGCACCAAAAAUGUCCGGGGAGCCUGAGCCGGAGUCAUCUCUCAAAUUGCAAGGUGGUGACAUACACCGUGAUCUGUACAAAAUCCAAAAUCGGAACAGACUACAGCGAGCUGCUACCUUUUCCCAUCCAAAUGACUCCUCCACCACAAUGGAGAACGAGACAUCGGUUUCUGAGCAACUUGCCCCAGGUGGCUUCCGGCGAGAGUUCGUCCGCAAGAAGUACGGCCGUUUCAAUCCUGCAGUCAUUCCGGUCACCAGGAAUUUCGUCGAAUUUCUUUCUCUCUACGGAGCCUUUGCUGGCGAAGAUUUAGAAGACUCGGAAGACGAAUCGGCUCUUGAAGAUGAAGAAGGAGCGCCUUCAGAGACAAGACCACUGCUUCGGCCACGGACCACCAUGGCCAAGAAGGGAGACGCGGGUACGACGAAGACCUUCUUCACCUUGCUCAAAGCAUUCAUCGGUACUGGCAUCAUGUUCUUGCCCAAGGCCUUCAACAACGGGGGCAUCCUUUUCUCGUCAAUGACACUGUUGACAGUCUCCCUUGUCACAACAUGGGCGUUUCAUCUGUUGUUGCAAUGUCGACAAAUCCACAAAAGGAGCGGCUAUGGUGAGCUCGGUGAGGUAAUUGGCGGUCCCAGAAUGAGGGCUAUAAUCCUAGGGUCAGUCACAAUCUCGCAACUCGGGUUCGUCUGUGCCGGGACAGUAUUCGUCGCGCAAAAUCUGUAUUCGUUCGAAGUCGCAGUCGCCAAAGGUCUAGCUCCCGUGUCGACCAACAUUUUGAUUGCCCUCCAGCUGAUCGCCUUGAUCCCACUUGCAUUCAUUCGCAAUAUCUCGAAGCUUGGUCCCGCGGCGUUGGUGGCCGACAUUUUCAUAUUGCUAGGUCUGGCUUACAUUUACUACUAUGACAUUUCCAGCCUAGUCGACCAGGGACUCAAUUCGACCGUCCAGUUGUUCAACCCUCAGCACUACACCCUUACUAUUGGCUCGGCCAUUUUCACUUUCGAGGGCAUCGGCCUCAUCCUUCCCAUUCAAUCGUCGAUGCGCGAGCCCGAAAAAUUCGAGCCACUUCUCUGGGUUAUCAUGCUCAUCAUCACUGUUAUCUUCACCUCCAUAGGGGCCCUCUGCUACGCAACAUUUGGCUCGGCGACCAAGAUCGAGGUCAUUUCCAAUUUUCCACAAGGGAGCAGACUCGUCAACGCCGUCCAACUCCUGUACGCACUUGCCGUUAUGGCCGGUACACCCGUUCAGCUGUUUCCAGCCCUUCGAAUUCUUGAAGGCAAGAUAUUUGGUCAUCGUUCUGGCAAACGGGACACGUCCAUCAAGUGGAAGAAGAACGGGUUCAGGACAGUCCUCAUUGUUCUCUGUGCUUUGGUGGCAAUUUUGGGAUCGAGCAACCUUGACACGUUCGUGGCGCUCAUUGGUUCGAUCUGCUGCGUUCCGCUUGUGUACAUCUAUCCGCCACUCCUGCACUACAAAGGCGUGGCAACGUCGACAUGGGCGAAGGCUGGAGAUGUCGUGUUGAUGAUACUGGGUAUUGUUUGUAUGAUCUACACGGCCAUCAUCACUAUCGCGACCAGCUUCAUGCAGUAGCUAGGAAUAUUGUUGGUGAAAGUUGAGACCAUUCUCAGAUGUUAAGAGAAAUGCUCGCGAAUGUGGCCAAAAUCCUGCAGCUACCAGAAUUGGUCAAUUCCUCUCAUUACGCUCAUUCUUCUUCUGCUCGCUUUACACCCCCUGCCUCAGAG
This is a messenger RNA of Cladophialophora immunda, 2011 nucleotides long. RefSeq lists its product as uncharacterized. Lineage: Eukaryota; Fungi; Ascomycota; Eurotiomycetes; Chaetothyriales; Herpotrichiellaceae. Bases 162 to 1859 code for a protein of 565 amino acids. Gene Ontology annotation, molecular function: amino acid transmembrane transporter activity. The record is from RefSeq and is a predicted model, not a curated record. Gene Ontology annotation, biological process: amino acid transmembrane transport. The transcript has a single exon.